AUGGUUCAGCUCACUGCAUCUAACACGCGCAAUUACAGCAGUUCCGGAGCUCCAGAUCAGCUGACCCGUACAUGUGCGACCACAAAGGCGGACGCUGGUGAUCGGUUCUACGGCCACUGGAUCGAGCAAGACCGCACGGGCUUCCAGUUACUCGAUUUCCCUCAUCUAGAAAAAACGCUCGGAUCCCCGCAUGAAUCCAUCUCGUCCUUGAGCUUUAUCCCCUUCCCGCGGAUGUCGAGUUCCAUCCCAGGAACAUUCUCCGAGGACGUCAAAUUCGGAACGUAUAACGUCAAAUGGAGCUAUCCUCACAGUUCAUUCGAUGUGGUCCAACACUACAUUUUACACAAGGGCCCUGAAGCGCGGUCUCGCGAGCUCCUGCUCGCCGCAGCGGGCUGGACUAGACAACUGCACGAAGAAAUACUCGUCUUUGAGCGUGGUUACUGGAAGAAGGACAGCGAGCUGUGGACGGACAUGCAGAAGGCCAGCUGGGAUGACAUCAUCUUGAAGCAGGAAUUCAAGGACGAGCUGCAGCAAGACGUCACCGGAUUCUUCGACUCGCAGAAGCUGUACAAAUCGCUCGCCAUUCCGUGGAAGGCAUGUUUGAUUUACCUUGAACGCGGGAUCAUCAUGCUAGGACCCCCAGGCAACGGGAAGACGAUCAGCGUCAAGGCGAUCAUGAAGGACUGCUACGCCGCAGGCCAUGCGCCGCUCUACGUCAAGUCGUUCAAGAGCGCUGCGGGCGAGGAGUACAGCAUCGCCCAGGUCUUCCGGAAGGCGCGCGAGAUGGCGCCGUGCGUGGUCGUGCUCGAGGACCUCGACUCGCUGAUCAACGAGGGCAACCGCGCGUUCUUCCUGAACCAGCUCGACGGCCUCGCGGGGAAUGACGGGCUGCUCGUGCUCGCCUCGACGAACCACUUUGAGCGGCUCGACCCCGCGCUGAGCAACCGCCCGAGCAGGUUCGAUCGCAAAUACCCGUUUGAGAACCCGGACGAGGAGGAGCGCGGGAUGUACGCGAAGUACUGGCAGGACAAACUGCACGACAACAAGGGUGUCCUGUUCCCAGACAGCCUCGUCGCCGAGAUUGCGGCGACGACGGACGGCUUCAGCUUCGCCUACCUGAAGGAGGUGUUUGUCGCGUCACUCGUCCUGCUUGCGAGCAACAAGAAGUUGCUUUUUGCUAGCGUGACCCGUGCACAGAUCAAGUCGCUCCGCAAACAGCUCGAGAAAGAUCGCAGAGAGGGCAAUGCGCAGAACCUUUGAUCUGGGAUACCGUCUCUCCAUACCAAACAAACACCAUAAGGCUGGCCCUAAUACCUUACAGAUGCAUGGUCAAUUGUUUCCCUGGCAUCUAUGCAGACAUAUGCAGUCUCAGAUUGUGCAACACCUCAAUCAUUCGCUGUGCGAUGUUGACAGACAGUAGAAGGAACCAAAUACAAGUAUUUCAGAGAUGGGAGUAUACAUGGAUGAUAUAGAUUGUCUGGUUGCUGCGUUGCGCAUGUAGGAGUGUUACAGGAUGAAUAAUAGAUAAAUAGCAUGCUAUGCAAAAGUGU
Postia placenta MAD-698-R-SB12 is the source of this 1550-nucleotide messenger RNA. RefSeq lists its product as hypothetical. The record is from RefSeq and is a predicted model, not a curated record. Gene Ontology annotation, biological process: protein import into peroxisome matrix. The transcript is spliced from 7 exons. Lineage: Eukaryota; Fungi; Basidiomycota; Agaricomycetes; Polyporales; Adustoporiaceae. Gene Ontology annotation, cellular component: peroxisomal membrane; cytosol. Gene Ontology annotation, molecular function: ATP binding; ATP hydrolysis activity. The coding region runs from base 1 to 1260 and encodes 419 amino acids.